Trematomus bernacchii (emerald rockcod) is the source of this 5069-nucleotide messenger RNA. RefSeq names its product transforming growth factor, beta receptor III (gene tgfbr3). The coding region runs from base 355 to 2865 and encodes 836 amino acids. NCBI's taxonomy places the organism in Eukaryota, Metazoa, Chordata, Actinopteri, Perciformes, Nototheniidae. The transcript is spliced from 17 exons. The record is from RefSeq and is a predicted model, not a curated record.
CCCAGAUGAAGACCCCAGUAAAAGGCAGAUAGAUAGUAGUAAACUGUUACAACUUUGAGCGAGAGGGGCUGUUUAUCCACACUUUGCUAGAACAAUAUCACGUCCGUUUUGACCGCUCGCUUUUCCACCAAAAACAACGGGAUGGUGUAAAUGUCCAGCCGAGAGAAGACGUUUAAUAUCCGCAUCCCGCGAGCGACUUCACUUCCAGCAAGUUUACUUGGGCAUUUUCUGGAGACUCUGCAUGUUGGUGCUUGGAGCUGACUUUCUGCAGACUGCUUCAUAGAGAGGAACAUCCUUGUGAGGAGCAGGAGAAAAGGCCUGUUUGCCCACCUUCCUCAUACUGGAAACGACAGGAUGGCUAGGAGAUUCCCCAUUCCCUUGUUACUUCUGGCAAUAUGCUGCUUGGCAUCUGCAGGGCCAGUGUUUCGCAGCCCGUGUGAGUUGCUGCCGGUGGGGACGGGACACCCAGUGCAGGCCACACUGAAGAGCUACACCGCCCUGUCAGGCUGUGCAAGCAGAGGCACCACCAGCCUGCCCCAGGAGGUCCACAUCAUCAACCUGAGAGGACAUGUUCCACAGGGACCAGACAGCAACCCAGCGGAAGUUGAGCUGCAUCUGAAGCCCAUCCAGUCUCUGCAGCGCCACCAGAAGCCACUGGUCUUCGUGCUCAAUUCCCCCCAUCCGCUGAUAUGGAAGAUCAAGACAGAGAACCUGGCCCUGGGCGUUAAACGUACCUUUCAUGUAUCUGAGGGCUCAGAGGUCCACUUCCAGCCUGGAAACUUCUCCCUUUCCUGCCACAUCCAGAAGGAGGCAUUUUCCCAUGGCAAUGAGCAUCUCCUGAACUGGGCCCAGAAGAAGUACAGAGCCGUCACCUCUUUCUCUGAGCUCAGGAUGACUCAAGACAUCUACAUCAAAGUCGGAGAAGAUCCACUGUUUUCUGACACUUGCAAGAUUGAUACCAAGUUCCUGUCUCUGAACUACCUGGGCGGCUACGUGGAGCCACAGACAUCAAAGGGUUGUGUGCUGUCUGGACCCGACAAAGACCAAGAGGUCCACAUCAUUGAGCUGCAAGCCCCCAACUCCAGCAGUGCUUUCCAGGUGGAUGUCAUAGUGGAUCUACGGCCUCUGGACGACGAUGCCCCGCUGCAUCGUAACGUCAUCUUGCUGCUCAAGUGCGCCAAGUCCGUGAACUGGGUCAUCAAGGCCCACAGCGUGAUCGGAAACCUGGUUGUAGUGGCCUCUGAUACCGUGAGUGUUAGUUUCAAUACACAAAAACUGAUGCAGGUGUCAAAAUCCCCGAAGGAGAACUUGCCAUUGGGGUCACAAGCCUUGAUCAAGUGGGCGGGGGACCAUGGCUACGGUCCUGUCACAUCUUACACCAGCACUCCCGUUGCUAACCACUUCACUAUCCGACUUAGAGAGCGAGAUGUGGUGGAUCCUCUGGAGAGCAUGUUGCUUCCAGAGCUCUCCAUCCUGCGUGACUCCAGUCCUCAUGCGAGGCCGGGAGCUGCUUCCCGGCGCUCCAGCCUGCCCUUCCACUUCCCCCCGCCUCAGCCCGACGGCCUGCCCCCCUCCAUCAAUGAGCGGCCUUGGGAGAACGGAGAGCCCGAGGACCAUCAUGAAGUUCUGAACGUGGGCCUCAGCGUGCAGUGUGAGGCCACGAGGAUGGUGGUCAGCAUCGAAAAAGAAAGCCUGCAAGCGAAUGGGUUUGCUCAUGCCAACCUCACGCUCCAAGAUCCAGCAUGCAAAGCAACAGUGAAUGCCACCCACUACACCCUGGAAACUCCUCUGACUGGCUGCCUGACCACUGUAUAUCCCAUGCAGGGCAGCCCAAUGGCCCUCCACAUCAACUCUGUUCUGAUAAGUCAUGCUGAGACCAAGGAUGGGAGUGGUGGUCCGCUGGAUUAUGAGGAUCUAGAAGCAGGAGAAAUGCUGUUCCCAAGAGACCCGGUGGAGUUAGACAGAAGGUUUACGGAACCCACAGAGCACCAGUCCGUCAUCGGGUUCAAUUGCACGUACAGAAAGAACCAGGAAAGUUCGGCAACACUUCCCAGGAUUGUACCGGGACCAGGGAGGCACCCAGUGAGCAACAUGACAUUUAAAAUGGAGUUGUACAACAAACUGCCGAUCCUCAACCCCUCACGCCAGGCCUUCUACACUGUUUCACAAAAGCAGCAAGUCUUUGUGGAGGUCACAUCGGCCGCCACAGAUCCUGAGCUGGGGUUCACCAUCGUAACCUGUGCCAUCUCUCCCAACUCCGACCCCACGGUGCCCUCAGACUACACCCUCAUUGAGACAGUGUGCCCCAAAGACGACUCCGUCACCUACUACCCUCAGAGUGUCCCCCACACACAGGCGGAGAAGCAAAGUUUCAGCUUCACCUUCAACUCUCAGUUCAACCUGUCCCUGCUCUUCCUGCACUGCGAUAUGUCUCUGUGCUCCAAGAGUUCUCAGAGCAACCAAAGAAUGCCUCCGUGCUUACAACCGAGUGACACCUGCGAUUCUCCUUCUGUGGAAAAUAUCAUGUCGAUGAUAAUGCACAGCAAGACGUCCACAAAGCCGCUGGUCGUGGUGGAUGGAUCUGGUCCGUCAGAAGAACCAACUUCUUCUGAAACACCACCGUAUCCUGAUGAUGAUAACGCGCCAUACGUGCUGGACACCCCCACAGUGGUGGGGAUCGCCUUCGCAGCCUUCGUGAUUGGGGCUCUGUUGACCGGAGCCCUGUGGUUUAUCUACUCACACACAGGUGAGACAGCUGGCAGGCAGCAGGUCCAGAAGCCCCUCCCGGCCUCAGAGAACAGCAGCCCGGGCCACAGUGUGGGCAGCACCCAGAGCACGCCCUGCUCCAGCAGCAGCACGGCGUAGCCCCGACCCGGACCCCUGCCCGGACCCCUGCCCAGGCCCCAAGGUUCACAGGGACCGCUUUGUUCUACUCCUUCCAUGAAAGGAAUUAUUAGGGGAAUGUUAAAGGUCACACAAAAACACACAAAAACACCUUUGGUCCUGUAAAUUCCUUUUGUGCCAGACUAAUAAACUGUCCUGGUGUUACUGCUGUGUAAAAGUAGUGACCUUGGCAGCCUCAACUCAUAUUUAGUACAGGAAAAUACCUUUAUGCAAGGCAUUUCAUUCCAAUCCUAAUGCUGUUCUUUUCUGAGCAAAAGCCUUUUGUUUUGGCCUUAAAUGGUGAGGUGUAGGCUGUCUGUAAUGAGCAGGUGUACUGCAACAGCAAGGAAAGCAACCAGGCUGCAGUGAUGUCAGUAUUAGUACGUGAGAUGUUAAUGGCUGGACUGUUACACUUCACAACACGCAACCCUAAAGGUGGCGAAGCAACCACUAUUAACAUGCGGACAAAAGUGCAGUAUGACAUAAGUCGUCAUCUUGACCGAGAGAUGGCUUUUAGAAGAUGCAAGAUAGAUAUUGAAUGUAUGCAGAAGAGUAUUCGCCAAAAAAUGUGAAAGAACAAUGUGAAAGACAUGCUGAUAGAAUGCCACAUUUUGUAAUAACUCUUCCCUUAUAAUGGAUUUAUACACGCAGGUUGGCAAAACAUAUUUCACCAGUGCCUUUUUCUAUGUGGUAAUACUAGUACUGCAUUUCAGUUGAGUCCAUUCUUUUACAGAGUUUCACAGGGGCAUUAUGGGUUCCCUUUUUUUGGUCAUUGUUAAUGGAAUAGUUUCACAUUUUGGGAAUUCCUUUAUUUGCUUGCCAUCCAAAAGUUAGACCCUCGGUCUCCUAAAAGUUACGUUACAAUAUGAUAUGUCAAAUACGUUUCGAUGUCAUUUGUGUCCGACGUAGCGUAAUCAUGUUUCAAAUGAAAGUCUGCGUAGAGUUCUGUGGGUAAAUAGGUCAAACACACUACUUACUACUGUACUACUAAACCAAAAGUCAAAUGUGCAUUUUAACGUACGUAUUCAGUAAGCUUGUGUGACAUACUUUAUUGAGGUCACGUAGGUCACUUUUCUAGGUAAAUGAAAUCUGAACCAUUAGCCUUUACUUUAAAUAUCCAAGUAGUUUGGAUUGCUACUUUUGUUUAAAUUUAAAUUUGUGUAAUUGCGACUGUAAUCCGGAAAAGAAAAUACAUAAUUGAAAAUGCAGUUGUCUUGUAUGGCAGCGUAAUCUUUAGGAGACAGGAUCAGAAGAUAUUUACCACUCUCAUGUCUGUGCUUUCAAUCCUGCACAACAUAGCAUAGCUCCCAAAAUGCUAACCUAUUCUCUAAGGACCUGUAUAUUUGUGUAAAUAUUGUAAAUACUCUCAAAUGUUAAGCGGUUAAGAGUGUGUGCAAAUUCUGUUCUUGUACUUUAAGAUUAGACCAGUUUAUCAGUGAAAGAUACAAGUUAAUACCAUGUAUCAUCUUAAAAGUGAUAAAAGAAGAAUCAUGAUGUUACAAAUCCAUUUCCCCAUGGACCCUUUUGAGGACAUUCACAAACACAGGAAUUCCUCACAAUUGCGAAACGGUAUAAAGUGAAAUAUUUGGCAUUUCUUUUUGAUAAAUAAUGAAAAGAUAAAUCCAGUAAAUGUUUCUCAGCGUAUCAGACAGUCAGAGCAGAUGACACUAUACAGCCACAGUGUGCAGUGUAGAUCUCUUCUCUCGGCACGGACUGUUAUAUAAGCUGCAGCUCAUUGUUAUGGACAUAUCUUUUAUUUUCUUCUUUUGUUUAAAGUGCAUCACCCGACUGCCCCCCCACCUCAGAAUAAUAUGAAUGUUUGCUGUAGUGCCUUCCACUAACCUGGGUGUGUUUCUCAGAGUGUGUGUGGGCCCUUUGAACUCCAGAACCAUGACAAGAAAAACAGAAUGUAUAUUAUCUCUAAGCUUUUUAUCUUAUGUAAACAUGUGUAAAGCUUUCUACAGAGGGAACAGAGUCUAAAUAUAUAUUUGUGUAUAAAAUUAUAUUUUGGAAUAUAUUUACCAAGAGAAACCUAUUGUCUUGUAUGUGUGUUACUGUACUGUGAACUGUGGAUAUGCUAAUACAAUACACACGUGUGUGUGUGAGGGGAUGUAUUCAUAGAGGCCUCAUGGCACGGCUUUCUGACACUUUAACUGAUGACAAUUAAAUAUGGAGAUACAAAAUGA